AUGCACUUUGAAGAAUCAACUGUUCCUCUUUCAGCCGCGGGGCGUGCAGACCGUCCGGUGGUUACCAGCUCUCGGCCCCUGCCCCUUCUCUUUCUCUUCUCUCUUCCCUUUUCUCUUCUCUGGAAAGAGUGUCCUCCCAAUUCUCUUUCCUCGGGUCUCCAGAAGGGACAGGGUGGCGGCCCGGGGAGUGUGGGAGGAAGAGAGGGCAGAAGCGCAGGCUGGGAGCGUUCAAGGAGAGAUGUUGACCUGACCGAGCGCCGCAUCUCGGUCCCUCCGCGGGGUCCAGGGGCGCCGCCAGGCCGGGGUCUCGCCGCCCUCCAUCGCUCGCUGGCGCGGUGGAGCUUGCCGCAUGCCAGAUCCCCGAGGGCUCAAGGGGUUCCGAGCCCAGAGGAGGAUAACAGGUGCUUCUUGCCCCAUCCAAGCCCCACUGUUGGGAGCCCAUAUUCUCAUCUUGGCUCCAGCUUCUCCCAGACCCUGUCCCUCUUCCCCUCUCCUUCCACCUCCCCCAGCCGGGGUACUGAGGCUGGGCUGUGGCUGGAGCUGCACCAUGCGUCCUCGGGGGGUCCCAUGUCCAGUUCCUCUGUCCUCAGUGCUGACAGGUCUCCCCCAACCCCAAACCCACUGGAGCAAGCUCCACGUGGAGACUGCCAGGCAGCCAGCUCCUAG
This is a messenger RNA of Galeopterus variegatus (Sunda flying lemur), 666 nucleotides long. RefSeq lists its product as uncharacterized. The record is from RefSeq and is a predicted model, not a curated record. Lineage: Eukaryota; Metazoa; Chordata; Mammalia; Dermoptera; Cynocephalidae.